Tribolium castaneum (red flour beetle) is the source of this 4617-nucleotide messenger RNA. RefSeq lists its product as uncharacterized. Lineage: Eukaryota; Metazoa; Arthropoda; Insecta; Coleoptera; Tenebrionidae. The transcript is spliced from 25 exons. Gene Ontology annotation, molecular function: iron ion binding; heme binding; oxidoreductase activity, acting on paired donors, with incorporation or reduction of molecular oxygen. The record is from RefSeq and is a predicted model, not a curated record. Bases 1 to 4479 code for a protein of 1492 amino acids.
AUGCAGCCUGAUAUUGACGUUACAUCCGCCCUAACAUGGGCCAUCUCAGCCCUUGCCCUUUUUUUCCUAGUAAAAUACAACUGGAAAAGACGCUGGCUGUACUAUCACGGCUCCAAAAUCGACGGCCCUUUUGGCUGGCCCAUCAUUGGAAGCGCCCAUUACUUCAUCGGGGGCCAAAAAGUAUUUUACCAAAAAAUGGUCAAAGUGUUUGAAACCCAACCGUCCGUUUUCAAAUUCUGGUUAGGUAAGGAUUUGUUAGUGGUGACCUCAAAACCGGAAGAUGUUGAAAUCGUGUUAAACAACAACAGUUGCUUCGGAAAACCCAAGUUUUACGAUUUUGCCUUUAAACUGUUCAGGAAUGGGCUCUUAAUAGCGCCAGCGAGCAUUUGGAGGGAUCGCAGACGUGUGAUUAACCCGACUUUUAAUCCCAAAAUUUUGAAUUCGUUCAUCGAGAUUUUCGGCAAACAUGGGAAUAAAUUAGUGAAAGUUCUUGAAGAAAGUUGCAGUGAGAGUGAUAUUUUUUUGAAAUUAUUUAGGUGCACUUUUGAUAUCGCCUGUGAGACACUGGCUGAUGUCGACAGCGAGCUAAUCAAAGGGCAGGAUAAGUACCUUCAGACCGUAAUAAGAAUGGAAGAUAUUUUGGCAAUUCGUUCGUUCAGUAUUUGGCUUCACCCUGACUUCCUCUGGAAGCGUUCUUUCUAUGGAAAAGAGAUGGAAAAAGCGUCUGCUGAAGUGUUCGCUUUCGUGAAACAAAUUUUGGCCUUGAAGAAAGCAUCGGUUACUGACGAUGAAAAUUACAAGAAGAAACGUUUCCUGAACCAUUUAUUAACAACAAGUGAGACAAACCCACAAAUAGACGAACUCGCAAUUUUGGAAGAAAUCCAAACAAUCCUGGUGACAGGAAGCGAAACCACUGCUAUCACAAUUGGGAUGGUUUUCAUUAUUUUAGGGAUAUAUCCAGAAAUUCAGGAAAAAGUGAGAUCGGAACUCGAGUUAAUUUUGGGCCCCGAUGACCGGGAAAUAACUCUGGAAGACAUAAAUAACCUGGAAUAUUUAGAACGUGUGAUUAAGGAAACCUUGAGAGUGCUCCCAAUCGUCCCACUGAUCACCAGAACGGUGGAACAGGACGUGAAACUGGGCACUAAAACCAUCCCAUCUGGUAGUUUUGUCCUGGUUCCCAUUGCUUCCAUUGGUAAAAAGGCCGAAUUUUGGGCGGAGCCGAAAAAAUUUGACCCUGAUCGGUUUUUGCCCGAAAAUAAUGCCAAUCGGCCACGGUGUUCUUUUAUUCCGUUUAGUUACGGUCCCAGAAAUUGCAUCGGUUUCAAAUACGGUAUGAUGUCUCUGAAGGUGCUUUUGGCCACAGUUAUAAGAAAAUUCACCUUCAAGCCGUCACAGUAUAGGAGAAUUGAAGACGUCCGGUUGAUUUAUGGCAUGGUUGCGAAACCGAAACAUGGUUUUAAAGUGAAAAUAGAGAGGAUAAAGACUACAAUUGGAGUAGGCGCUGGUUGUGGAGUUGGCUCGAAAAUAAGCGGACCCUUCGCCUGGCCCAUCAUUGGCAGCGCCCAUCACUUCAUCGGAGGCCAGAAAGUGUUUUACAAAAACAUGAUCAAGUUGUUUGAGACCCAACCGCCAAUUUUCAAAUUCUGGCUCGGUAAGGAUUUGAUUGUUGUGACGUCAAGGCCGGAAGAUGUUGAGACUGUUUUGAGUAAUUGUUUCGGAAAACCGAAAUUCUACGAUUAUUCGUAUAAACUGUUCAGGGAUGGACUUUUGAUAGCGCCAGCAAAAAUUUGGAAAGAUCGCAGGAAAAUUAUUAAUCCGACCUUUAAUCCCAGAAUUUUGAACUCGUUCCUGGACAUUUUUAAUAAACAUGCCAAUCGGGUAGUUGAUGUUUUUGCGGAAGGUUGCGAUGCACUUUGGAUAUUGCCUGUGGUAAGACUUUGUAAAAUUUUUUUUACAAAAAUUAUGGAAAAAAUUUAUUUAGAGACACUUGCUGAUGUUGACAGUGAUUUAAUCAAAGGUCAGGACGCCUAUUUACAAAAAGCAAUAAGGAUGGAGGAUGUCUUAGCAAUUCGUUCGUUCAGCGUUUGGCUGCAUCCAGACAUCGUUUGGAACAAUUCCUCGUUUGGGAAAGAAGUAGCAAAAGCAUCUCCAGAAGUGUUCGGUUUUAUUAAACAAAUCAUAGGCUUGAAGAAAUUAAACCCAGUCCCGGAAGUUAGUGAAGAUUUUACGAUAGAGGACGAAUUUUGUAAGAAAAAACGUUUCGUUAACCAUUUGUUGACUGCCAGUGAGACAAACCCACAUUUUGACGAAUUGGCUGUUGAGGAGGAAACCCAAACUAUUCUUAUCACUGGUAGCGAAACUACAGCUAUCACAAUUGGGAUGGUUUUGAUUAUUUUGGGCAUAUACCCAGAAAUUCAGGAAAAAAUUAUGGACGAACUCGACCUAGUUUUGGGACCCGAUGACAGAACAAUAACUCUAGAAGACAUAAACAAAAUGGAAUAUCUGGAACGUGUGAUUAAAGAAACCCUGAGAGUACUUCCAAUCGUACCAAUAAUUUUACGUUCAGUGGACGAAGACAUAAAAUUAGAUCCUUACACAAUCCCGGCUGGUAGUUUCGUCUUAGUGCCAAUCGGUCACAUUGGCAAAAAACCCGAAUUUUGGAAAGAAGCAAACAAAUUCGAUCCUGAUCGAUUUUUGCCCGAAAAUAACUCGAAUCGACAUCGUUGUACGUUCAUUCCUUUUAGUUACGGGGCCCGAAAUUGUGUGGGUUUUAAAUACGGUAUGAUGUCCAUGAAGGUGCUUUUAGCAGCAAUUUUGAGGAAAUACAACGUCAAACCUGCACAGUAUAAAAGUUUGGAGGAGAUUGAGCUCAUUUUUGGAAUGGUGACGAAACCGAAGCACGGAUUUAAAAUAAAACUGGAGAAGAAGACAAAAAAAAUUUUCAACCAACAAGUAAAAAACAGCACGAAAAAAAUGUUUUCAAACGCGACAUCAGUUCUCUUAUAUACAUUUUUGACUUUAAUUUUAUUUCUCGUACUAAAAAAUUUUUGGAAAAAACGCCGCCUUUAUUAUUACGGCUCCAAAAUAAGCGGCCCUUUUUCCUGGCCCAUUAUAGGCAGCGCCCAUCUUUUCUUCAGCGGCCCCAAAGUAUUUUACAAAACAUUGGUCCAUUUUGUGGAAACCCAACCGGAAAUAUUUAAAUUCUGGUUGGGCCAACAUUUACUAGUCGUGACGUCACGACCGGAAGACGUCGAUUGUGUCGUAAAUAAAUUUUUCGAAAAAGGGCCAUUUUUUGAAUUUGGUAAACAAUUGCUCGGAGAUGGUUUACUAAGAGCUCCAGCUCACAUUUGGAAAGAUCGCCGAAAAAUGUUCAAUCCAACAUUUAGGACGAAAAUUUUGAACACAUUUAUUGGCACUUUUGGACGACAUGCCAAUAAACUGGUAGUGGAGCUUGAAGAGUGCUGUGGAAAACAAUCGUGUGACCUACUUUUCAAACUGUUGAGGUGUAGUUUAGAUACAGCGUGUGAAACUUUAACAGACGUUGACAGCACUUUACUGGAGGGAAAAGACAAUUAUUUACGAAAUAUGAUUAGAGUUGAGGAUAUUGUGUCAGUCCGUACUUUAAGUUUUUGGUACCAUGUUGAUAUCUUUUGGAAAAUGUCACCUCUAAGCAGAGAAAUGGAUAAAGGAUGUGAGGAAUUAUUUUCGUUCAUAAAACAAGUUAUAGAAUUAAAAAAAUUAAACCGAAGCCAGAACAAUAGAGAUAAAGAUAAUGCCAUCAAAGAAAAACUCUUUAUAAAUCAUUUACUAAACUUGAGUGAAACUGAUAGAAAAAUUGACGAUAGGGUUGUAGAAGAGGAAAUUCAAAAUAUUUUACUUACGAGUACCGAAACUUCAACUCUGGGAGUUGGAAUGGUUUUAAUAAUUUUGGGAAUAUUGCCAAAAAUACAGGGUAAAGUGAGUGAGGAACUGAAAACUAUUUUUGGUACGGAUGACAGACAGCCAACUUUGGAAGAUAUUAACAAGUUGGAGUACCUAGAACGUGUCAUUAAGGAGACUUUUAGGUUAUUUCCGGUAGUACCAAUGUUCAUAAGAUCAGCUGACCAUGACAUAAAAUUUGAUUGUUAUACAAUCCCAGCUGGGAGUAUUAUCCUGAUUCCAAUUUUUCAACUUAACAAAAAACCCGAAUUUUGGAACGAACCACAAAAAUUCGACCCUGAUCGAUUUUUACCAGAGAAUAACUCCAAUCGGCACCGUUGUACAUUUAUUCCGUUUAGUUAUGGGCCCAGAAAUUGUCUCGGUCUGAAGUACGGUAUGAUGUCGAUGAAAGUCGUACUAUCGACUGUUUUACGAAAUUAUACGAUUAAACCAACUGUUUAUAAAAAGUUGGACGAUAUCGAGAUGAUUUUUGGGAUCGUGAAUAAACCUAGUUUGGGGUUCAAAGUCAAGUUGGAGAAAAAAUGUAAUUUUGAAAUUUGAAUAAAAUAAAAUAAAAUGCCACCACGAAAUGAUAACUCCUACUGACUGCGCCAAGUUUUUAAUAGAUAAUUUAGGUGUAAAUUACUGAGGAAGAUAUUAUAGAAAAAAAUUUACUCUGACAAAAAUGUUUCAAAAUUU